Molecule: messenger RNA, 223 nt
Organism: Suricata suricatta (meerkat)
Lineage: Eukaryota; Metazoa; Chordata; Mammalia; Carnivora; Herpestidae
Product: histone H2B type 1-F/J/L-like
Exons: 1
Cellular component (GO): nucleosome
Molecular function (GO): protein heterodimerization activity; structural constituent of chromatin; DNA binding
Source: RefSeq, a predicted model, not a curated record
UGUUGAUUUAACGCGAUGCCUGAACCAGCCAAGUCCGCCCCGGCCCCGAAGAAGGGCUCCAAGAAGGCGGUGACCAAGGCGCAGAAGAAGGACGGCAAGAAGCGCAAGCGCAGCCGCAAGGAGAGCUACUCGGUGUACGUGUACAAGGUGCUGAAGCAGGUGCACCCCGACACCGGCAUCUCGUCCAAGGCCAUGGGCAUCAUGAACUCGUUCGUCAACGACA